GCUCGCCGCGCAGCGCCGGGCGCCGCCACCCGCCGCCCAGGCAGCCAGGCGACUCUUCCUCCGCAGGCCGCACGGGCUGACUCAGGCGCCGUUCGCCGGGCCUUGCCUCGCAGUCGGCGUCCAGUUCCCCCUCGGCUCGCGGCCACUUGGUCCGCGCCGCCGGCGUCCUGUGUGCCGGGCCCGCCCGCACUGCGGGGACAGGCCGGGCGCCGCCCACGCCGCGCUCCGCCGGGCGCGCAGUCUCUCUGGGAAGCGGGCGGGCGGCCAUGGCGCGGCGCGCGGGGAGGUAGCGGGGCGGACGCGGGAGCGCACUGUCGGCCAUGGCCCGGCGGCGGCGCCGCGCCUGCAUCGCGCUGUUCCUGGUGCUGCUCUUCGCCUUCGGCACGCUCAUGGGCCUGCGCACGCUCAAGGCUCCGGACGGACUCCCGGCGCUGGGCCCGGGUCUGGAGCUGGCGCCCUUUGAGCGACGCCCAGAGGGGGCCCCCGCGCCCGCCGCCCGGGCCCCGGCGGCCCCUGCCGCUCCGCCCCCGCCGCCGCCGCCGCCCCGCACCUCGGACCCUGGCGGCUCCCCUGGGCCGGUCCCCGCGGAGGCCGAGCCCGCCCCCGGGCAGAGCCUGCGCGUCUACUCGGACCUGCACGCCUUCUACUACUCGUGGUACGGAAGCCCGCGGCGCGAGGGUCACUACAUUCACUGGGACCACGUCAUGGUGCCGCACUGGGACCCCAAGAUCUCGGCCAGCUACCCCCGCGGCCGCCACAGCCCCCCAGACGACUUGGGCUCCAGCUUCUACCCUGAGCUGGGACCGUACAGCUCCCGGGACCCCGAAGUGCUGCGGGAGCACAUGACCCAGCUCAAGGAAGCCGCCAUCGGCGUUCUGGUCCUGUCCUGGUACCCACCUGGCAUGGCUGAUGAUAACGGGGAACCCUCAGAUGACCUGGUGCCCGCCAUUCUGGACACCGCCCAUCAGUACAGCAUCCAGGUGGCCUUCCACAUCCAACCCUACAAGGGCCGGGAUGACAUCACUGUACAUGACAACAUCAAGUACAUCAUUGACACGUAUGGCUCCCAUGGUGCAUUUUACCGCUAUAAGAACAGCAUGGGCAAGAGCCUCCCACUCUUUUAUAUCUACGACUCAUACCUGACGUCCCCUGAGGCCUGGGCCCACCUCCUGACACCAAACGGGCCCCACUCGAUCCGCAACACGCCCUAUGAUGGGGUCUUCAUAGCACUGCUGGUGGAGGAGGGCCACACCCAUGACAUCCUGGCCGCCGGAUUUGACGGCAUGUACACCUACUUUGCCUCCAACGGUUUCUCCUUUGGUUCUUCCCAUCAGAACUGGAAAGCUGUGAAGAACUUUUGUGAUGCCAACAACCUCAUGUUCAUCCCCAGCGUGGGGCCUGGCUACAUAGACACCAGCAUCCGGCCCUGGAACAACCACAAUACACGCAACAGGGUCAACGGCAAGUACUAUGAGACGGCCCUGCAGGCGGCCCUAACAGUGAGGCCCGAGAUAGUCUCCAUCACUUCCUUCAAUGAGUGGCACGAGGGCACCCAGAUUGAGAAGGCCAUUCCCAAGAAGACACCCACCCGCCUGUAUUUGGACUACCUGCCUCACCAGCCCAGCCUGUACUUGGAGCUGACCCGCCGCUGGGCGGAGCACUUCAUCAAAGAAAAAGAGCAGUGGCUCAUGUGAGGGGCCUGUAAACAGGGGCGUGAGGUGCUGAUGUCCUUGCUUUGCUGGAAGGGGUCACCACGUGGGGUUCAGCUGAGGUUGUAAGCACUCGCUCGUUCCCAGGUCAGAGGUCAGCAGCUGGGUGCCUCUGGUUCGGCCGUCAGGCCUGGGCAGCACAGAGCCCGUUCCUCAGGCAUGCGGUGCUGGGGUGCUCUGCGGUGAUGGGAACAGCAGAGGCUGGCAGGUGACUGGACUCAGGCCAGGGCAGCUCUGCAUCUUGGGAACACUUUCCUGUAACCCCUUCUAGUUCGGAGCUCUGCAGCGGGUUGGUAUUGUGUAGUGGCCGCCCAGUCACCGCCCUCGGAAGGGUGUCAGGGUCUGGGCUCGCAUGCACCCUGUUCCCUUCUGCCAGCCUGCGUCCUCUCCUCAGGACUCCUUCCCAGAUCAUGUCUUCUCUAAGCUAGGGAACCAUAUUUGAGACUUUCAAAAAAGGAACUUCUAGGUUCAAGCUCCUCCCAGUAGAUUCCUGGACCCAAUUAUCAGGAAAUCAUCCUGAGCACUCACAGGUUCAUUUAACACUCACUCAUCAAGCACACUGCUAUGUGCUAGGUGCUGGGGAGAACUUGACCCAGGAACAGUUCCUGUCCUCAAGCUUACAGGACCCAGCUUUCCUGAUCUGGUGUGGCCUUGUAGCUAGUGCCUGGGCACAGUGUUUUUUUUGCAGUUUUACCUAGUGCUGGGAGUUCAGUUCUUUCUCCUCUAAAAAAAUACCUCUGUGCUCCAGAGCCUACUUUUUCCCAGAUGCGUAUUUAGCUCCAGGGAGAGGACUAUGAGGAAACCCCCUCCCUUUAGCUGCCUGAACUGACUGAGGCCCACUCACUAGAGCCAUGUUCAGUGCUACUGUGAUUUGUAGUAAUUAAAUAUAAACCGGUAUUCUCAAGUAA
Messenger RNA from Saimiri boliviensis boliviensis (Bolivian squirrel monkey), 2617 nucleotides. It is a transcript of the gene MANEAL, whose product is annotated as mannosidase endo-alpha like. The record is from RefSeq and is a predicted model, not a curated record. Gene Ontology annotation, molecular function: alpha-mannosidase activity. NCBI's taxonomy places the organism in Eukaryota, Metazoa, Chordata, Mammalia, Primates, Cebidae.